UUUUGAUUUUUUUUCCUAAACUGUCACUGCUUUCCCAUUUUCAUCCUAGACCUUUCAUAAAAAUACUUGAAAGAGUGAAGCAUAUUUUUGAAACUUCAUUGAUAAGCAGUCAUUCAUGCUCAGAUUGCCUGCAUUUUUCUGACCUGUGAUUAACAGCAUUGUUUUUGGUCUUGAGGGAACAAGGCAGGUACGGUGUUUCGCCCUCCUGCUAGCCAGGAAGGGACCAUGGUGCUUAUUUACUCAGAUGAUGGAGUGAGGAGGCUGUUUAUGAUGAUUGUAUUUUCCUUUCUCUGUAGAGCUAGUCAAUAGGUAGUGAUGCAACUUGAGUAUAGAGAAAUUUCAAUGUUUGGCUUAAAAGUACCAGUGUAAGGAAUUGACAGAGGUACUCCCUCAAAACAGUGCAAUUAAUCUGAGCAAAACUGCUUGUGACUGGUUACUUUCUGAGGAUGAAUGGAGAGAUUUUUUUAAAAGGAAAAGGUACAAGUAGAGAAAUGCAGGAAGACUGAAGAUGUACUGAUUAGAGAAUAUUGAGCCAUUCUGAAUAAUAAUGAAUAAUUAGACUGUGACGAUUGAAAAAUUGCAAAAACCAGGGAAGGAGUCUCCUAAAUUUCUUCAAGUUCUUAAUUUAUUUUUGGGUACUUGCAUGCUUUGUCGUUUUGCUUCAUGAAUGAUUGAUGUCCCUGUCUGAUAAUUUUUGACUCUUACAGUCUGAAGUUUUCUUUCAAAAUCAGAGUGUAGGAUACAUAAAAAGAAACUUUUGAUCAAUUAUUUACAUAGAGAUGAAUCAGGUUUCUUUGGAGGAAGACUUAGGAGGAACAGGAGCAGGUGAAUGAGUGAUGGAUCUUGAUAUGUGAUAAGACUAAGGUGCUCUGGGGAAGGUUAAAGAGGGGCAGACAGAGCAGUGGGGUCCUGUUGAGGAAGGUCUAAGAGUAAACACUGACAGGUUGCAUGCAGUCUCUCCUUUCAAGUUGGGCAGAUUAAGCUUUUCAAAUAUUUCUUUCAUAAGAAAGUGAAACGUUACUUCUUUUUAAAGACUUUUACUUUUCUUUUAAACCACAGUUUAUGAUUUUGGCAGUUAAUUGGAAAUUUGAUGGGAAAAUGUCAAUCGGCUUCAAUUCUUCACAAAACCAGAAGUCUGUGUGGCUUCCUGCCUGUUUGUGUCUCCAAGGGUAGGCUGCCUUUGAACCAAGAACUGAAGUACUCUCAGCACACUGCAGCCCUCCCACAGGGAUACUGUGGAACACCAUUAACAGAGCAGAUCUACAGGUCCUGAGGUGCCUGGUGUUGUGUCAGGAGCCUGUGGUGCCCUGGGCACCUUGGCUGCAACGGGGCCCCUCCAGCCUGUCCACAUCUCCAUUCCAUGUGGGGCAGGGAGAAUAACUUGUUUCCUGUCACUUUUUAUCACUGAUCCCAGAAUAAGUUUCUUUUUCUUCAGAACUGUAGGAAUUCUGAUUUUGACUAAGAUUAUGCCGUGGUGUGCUAGUUUCCAGACACUGCAUUUUGUAUUUGUAAUGAGUGCUCUGUGUUAAGCAAAAUGUCCAGGACUUGUUGUAAACCUAAGUUAAACCCCAAAUCCACCAGAAAACAGAUAUGAGCUCAGCCCGUCCCUGCUGCAACUUCUUCCUCCCUGCUUCUCCAGAGCCACUGUGCCAGCGUUGGUGCAGAAGGCUGAUGUAAAGCCACAUGGCUCUGCACCAGCUGGACUGUGAGCCAGCCAUGUGUGCCUCUUGUGCAGCUGAUUAAUUGUCCAGCAGAGCUGGGAGUUAAGGGUAAUAUAAAAGAGACAAAAUCAUGAUUGCAAAGUAAACAUUAGAUAACUGCACGACUGAGCUUGCCUUCAGGUAAUGUCUGAAAACACCUUGUUCCAGUGGUAACUGAACUGUCUCAAAGAAAUGUGGUGGGAGAGCUCAGUUUUGUGCCUCUUUACUGUUGGUUAUAAAGGUAAUUUGCAAUCAAGGAGAAUAACUCAUCGGUUGGAUGCAAAGUUUAAGACAAAAAAACCCUGCUUCAUUUACAGCUUCCAGCUGUCAUUACUGUAUCUGAUUCUGAUACAGUAAUGUAAAUUCAGGACUCAUGAUGAGACUUUUAAAUUCUCUGUCCACAAAAUGAAGAAAACUUGAUCAUCACAAGACUCUCAAGAAUGUAAUUGCUUAUCACUAACUCAUUUUGGCAUGAAUAUUUACUGUUAAACACAGGCAGUGUACUUUGAGAAAUAAGUGCAGUCUUCAGGCUCUCCUCACUUUUUGGCUUUUCUCAUAAAUUCUAACUGCAGUAUCUGUCACUGCAACACCAGACAUGGAACACCACUGGGGCACACACUGAUUUUGCACUUGAGCAGAAAACACAACCUCUGUACCACCACCUUUUUACAUCAUUUUAUAAUUUCCUGAUCUCAUAAAAAACAAUGCUCAGCUUCUUGAAUAUACACUCCCCGUUAUGUUCACGUAAGUCAAGGUAGGCCUGCGUAGGCACGAAGCACAGUAAUUAAAUUUCAUAUUCUUUGUUCAGGGAAUGGCUCUGCCCUUGCAUUUCCCCUUGAUGGGUCUCUAGAAAGCCCAAUAUAUAACUGAAAUUUCAUCCUGGAUUGGUUUUUAUUUCAUUGUUCAGGAAAUUGGGUACCAGUGGGGACAUUGCUGUCCCUGUGCAGAAGCUCAGUGCAGAGCCUUGUCACUGAGAGCGUCGGAAGGUUCCUGUUAAAUCUUUUCCCUUUACUCGGAGGACAUGAUCAGGGCAGCCUGGCAGUUCUCUGAAUGGGUAUAUUUCUGCUGUGUAUCAAAACAUGCAGCUGAGAGGCAGCUGCAGUUGUGCUAGCCCCUCUCUCAUGUUGAAAAUGCCAUUGUACCAAGGAGCCACUCCCAGGAUAUUCCUGAAUAAAGAGAGGAAACUACUUUUAAAAAUACUGUAAGGGCACUUGUGUAGUUUUCUUUUUUUCCUAAGCUACCCAGGCCUGGCUACAAUACAUUUGCACAGGUACUCUAAACAACUUGCACUGAGUGUUUUCUUUUAACUUAUUUAUGGCAAAGUCACUUUUCACUGCUGAAUUUGAUAAAUUUGUUUUCAAGUUGGCUCUUCCUUACAAGUCAGAAAUCGCAAGCUUCUAUACCUAAGAGUUUGAAUCAAAAGCCUGAAACAAAUUCUCAGGUCUUCUGGUUUUUGCUCUUCAUUGCUUUUCUCUGUGUUUUUCCUAUUCAAUGUGAAUAGCCAAUGAAGUAGUACUUUCUCAUUAAUUGGUUUUCUUAUUGGUAUAACUUAUCUAAAUUAUUGGUAUAACUUAUCUAACUCUAAUUGGUAUAACUUAUCUAAAAACCACCUGACCACCAGAAUAGAGGUGUUGUGACAGAGGGGGAACUUUUCUCUUGUAAUGAAUGUAAAAGAUUAACAGCUAUAAGCACCAGCAACAUCAACAAAACAGAUUUGGUGAGCUCAGUUCAGCUACAAAGACUAAUCCUGCAAAUACAUAGGUAUUUGCUGAGCUGAAUUCAUGAGAGAUCCCAUCAGAAAGCUCAGCUAACCUCUAAGUGUGUAUGAGGUCAGGAUCAACGUGUGGGUGUGUGGAAAUACCCACAGGGCUGAUGUUUACAGCUCAGCAGAAAAUACAAUUACCCCUGAGAACUACCCUGGUUGUUUUGGUGGCCAUCUGCUGUCUCACUUCUCUGAAUAACUGCUCGCCUUGACCACAUUCAAAUAAGUGAAAUGGUUUGACUCUCUCUACAGAGUACUCUCCCACCUGUGAUUUAUGCAUAGGGUCCUUACUAAUGAUCUGGAGUUUCUCAGGCAAGGGGAGUGGGCCUCAGCAUCUUGAGAACCUGUCAGGCAUAAUAAUAUGUGCAAAAUUAGUGAGACCUGAGCCAUUCUUGUCCAGAUACCUCAUAUAUUUAGUUCCUGCAAAGAGAAAAUAACUGUAUCAUCUUGAAUUAACACAAAUUUAAUAUUAAUGAUUCAGGAGUAUGUCUGCUUUGGACUACCACAAAAGUCAUACCAGGCUCAAUAUACAGCAGCUGAUAUACAUAUAUUGAUAUUGCAUGUUAUAUAUAUCAAUACAUUUCCAUAUACAAGUCCUUCCACUCCUGUUAAAACUGUCUCUCUUUUCAACCCCUUCUAUGGAAACCUGUUCCACUCAGAGUAGUGAUGGGCUUGUGCAAGGGGGUCUGGAGUGCAAGCGUGUGCAGGAACACGAUCUCCAAGAUGAACAAAGAUUUUCCAUUAUUUCUGAAGUAUAUUUUACUCCCUAUGCCUGAAACAGGUUGAAGAUUUUCAACAUAGAAAUCAGUCUUAGAGACUGGAAUUUAAGUAAGUCAUACAUGAAAUGGUCAAACAGACUGAACAUAGCAUGUAUGGGGGGUAUUUGCACGCUUGCUAAAUGUUGAUAAGGUUGCCUUUGACACACGAUCAAAGGUUCAUAUACUCUUUGUCAUAACACUGUGUUCUUGUUCAUUUCUUUAGAAAGAUGAACAUUUCUCCAGCUUAAACUCUGGUCUCAACAAAUUGAAUUUCCCUAAUCUGAAAUAGCAUUAAUACAGAAAGGCUUCUAUUCAUAACCCAUAAUUCACUUAGGUCCACCCAAUGCAUAAUCUUGGUGCUGGUUCAUGUGGCACACAUUGGUAAAUUGGUUGUUUCAUAACAACGCAUUGUUUGAGCCCAGAGCUUGUUUGGAAAUUUCUGGUGUUGCUAGUGGGAAGUAAAAAAAAACCCAGCUUAUGUAAAUACAUAAUUGAUUACAGUGGGGAAAAUUGCAUCAGAAAAAGUUUGCUGAAUUAGGGCUUGAGCCAACUCACUAUCUGGAUAUAUAGUGAUUUUUGUUCUCCAAAUCAGAAUAGCCAUGACAUUCCAGCCUUAUCACACUGUUCAUGAAAUAGCUUCCUUAAAAGACUAACAAUCUCCUCUGCUAAAGAUGUCUUGCCUGCUUUAGCUUGGUUACUCAUGUUCUACUUUGCUGAAUUCAUGAACACAUGCUUCCUGGAACAGCUGCCACCCUUCCUAAAACUCUUGGUUUCCAAGCCCUGCCCUAAUGACUGUCUGUAUAUUUUUAUCUUAAGUGGGAAUUGGGACAGGAACUAGAAUUCACCUUUUUCCCCUCCUCUUGAGUGAAUGUUCAUCCCCUUAAAUUACACAGUCAUGCUCUUGCUUGCUUGCUCCCUUCAUACCAAAGAAACUUCAUUAUUUUAAGUAAUAUGGAACUACACUGAGGUUCUGAGGAUGAUAAAUCUCCUCUGUAGUCUCAGCCAAGACAGCGUGAGGUCUGCAAUCCUUCCAUUAACUGGAAGAGUUGAUCCUGUACCUCUCAUAGCUUUAAGGAGUGUUCAGAGCUCUUGGAAAGAGAAAUCUGGGCAUCAUAAUUGCACCUAUGUAGUAUGGGAUUGACAUGUUAGGUGUGACUAAAGGAUGCUUAAAACAGACAAGGCAGAGGACUUUCAUGUGUACAGACCCCGAAAGGAUUUAGGAGUGACCUAAGUAUGGAGCUUCUUGAUGUUACUGACUCAGAUUUUAAUAUCAAAAGUGCAAAGAGUUUGCAAAAACAAGCUCUAGACAGUCACCUUCUGGGGUGAGGAAGUGAGAAGUGAGAGAGCAGGCUGAGAAACAUACCCAUGGAGUUAGGCUGUAGAAGUAAAAGGGAGCCAGGAUUUGGGCUCUUAAUCCUUCUUUUGGAUCUAGUUCUCAGCUCAUACUGCAGAACUAAAAUAAGAGCCGUGGUUUUCAGAUUAAUGUAUCUUAAGUUUGCCUCAUGUCUGUGUUUCAAAAUCAUCUCCUUUUUGAAUACUCGAACUGAUUUAAUGAUACUAAAUUAGAAAUUGGUGGAAAAUUUGACUUGAGCAUGGUUACCUGGUAUACUAGUGCUUAUAGAAUUAUAGUUUGCUCCUGUAAGUAAGCUUGAAAAAGACCAAGGUGUUGUGAAAACUUGACUGCAACAGCAGCCUGUCUUUCAAUGCUAAAUACUGGGGGAAGAAAAACAAGUCCCUUAGCCUCUAAAUCAGCUUUUAAAUCAGUAUCUUCCCAAGUCCUUCAUCCUUCAAUUUCUUCCCCUUACUUGACCACAUUUUCCACUUGAUAUUAUCUUUACUACAUAGCCACAGGAUUUUUAUAUUUUUUAGAAUUAUUGGAGUUUAGCAGAUCUGUAAGGAAAUUCUGGUAAGGUCCUUAAAUUUGAUAAUUAUAUGCUAAGGAGUAAAGAGUUAUGGGUCUCCUCUAUGAAUUCAAAACGAACAGGUUUGGAUUAAUUCAAUAAGUGUCUUUGAGGUUGCUUGGGAUGGUCUGAACUGGCCACUGCAAAGUUGUUAUAGUACCAAUUAACUGGCAGGGUUUUAUCUGCCACACCAAAAGUGCACUGGGUGCAGUAUGUGAUUCUCAGCUGUUACAGCAACAGCAACUGCUCUUGCUGCUUUUCAAAUAAUGGUGAAUCCUUAGCAUACACGAGCUUUAAAGAAUUACAGUGUUGUAUCUUAAGGCAUGAGCUUUGCAAACUUAACCAAUGGGUUUUGAUGAGGUUUGUUUUUCUGAAGUCCUGUGGUAGUAGCGUGGCUGUGGAAGUGGGAUAUUUGCGUAGCUGCAACCCUGUGAUAGAUAUUCUUUCAUACAAUAAAUGUAUAACCGCCAAAAUAGUAUUAGCAAAAUAAAUAUCAAAGUUGCUUGUUUGAAGUAUUACUUAUUAAAGCAGGAACUGUAAGAUGCUUUUCCUCUUUUUUCUGUGAGAUUUUAUUUUUACACCACUCCUUCCUCAUUUCCAAGUUGUCUUGCUGUUCUGUAUAUUUUUAUAUACAGUACAUUCUUAGAUUACUCUUUUUAAAGAAGGCAUUUAACUUGUUGGCUGCAAGCUGUCUUAUUGUUAGGAAGGUAUGUGGUUAUUAAUAAAACUCACUCUGGCCCAAGAGCUUGGAUAUAGGAAUGUAGGUGACACUGUUCUCAUAUCCUGUACUGUGGUGACACUGUUCUCAUAUCCUGUACUCUGUAGACUUCUUGUAUCAUAAACAGCUUCAGAGGUUUGCUGUUUCUUCAUGUUCGUGCUAACCAGUGCAUGUUUCUUAGUAGAUUGCUUUGUGAGGAAACAAAGCUUUGUCAGCUCACUGAUGGUUGCUUUGUUACCUCUGAAAAGAGAGUCCAAAAUCUAGUCAGACACACUGAAACCAGUGAAAUCACGCUGAAAAGAAUCUCUUUGCUGCUCUUCUCUGUUAGAGGCUUAGUAUUUAGAAAAACUCUGAAGUGGCCCAAGAAGCACUGUAUGCCUGUGUUUAAAAUGCUCUCUUUGCACCAUUAAGACAUCAGAAGCUGCCGUUGUUCCACCCAUCUUCCCAAGGGAAACUCAAAAAUAAUAACUAGAGGUGAGAAGCUGCUUAUGUAUUUUGAUGCCCAGCAUCUGCUGACAGAAUUCCAAAAAGUAAAAUCCUGGAUCUCUCCUGGCCUUGGGGCUGUGCUUGCACUCUCCCAGCUCCUUGCAGGCCUGCUUGCCUGUGAGCCGUGAGGCACUGGUGACUUCUGCAGCUGCAAAACCACCCAAGCCAAGCACGCCUGCUUCGUGUGAGUGUGCAGGAGACUGCAAUUUGCAUGGGCUCCAAGGGUCACCCAGCAAGUCUGUGUGAGCCAUGCAUGUCUGUCACCUCCUCCUAGCACUGUUUUCAUUUGCAUUCUGUCCCUGAAGAGCAACGGCUCCCAAUGGAUGGCAGCUGCCACCAGGGACUGAGAAGGGUUGCUGGCCAUUAGCAGCUGGCCCAGCCACACUCCUAGCGUGGGGCCUAUUAACAGGUCUGUGGGGAAAUAGCAGUUACAUGUGAACCACUUUCUAUGCUCAUCAAAGGGAAAACAAAAGGAUUAUCCCAUUACAAAUGCACAGUAAUAGCCAAAUGACUGAAAGCAGCCAAAGCUCUGUCCUGUCCUCUGUCCUUUUAACUCUGUCUUGCUCCAUCGCAGACAUCCAGUUUCCCAUUACUUAAGUCUCUGAAAGCUCUUCCUGCCUUUAUUGUUUUACCAGUUGCUGCCUUCAAUUUACUGUGCUGAUAAGUACUUCCCAGGCUGUAAAUAUGUGGUUGAGACAUUUCUAAAGCCAAUCAAGGUUUUGAUUGCAGUCACAGGAGGAAAGGUCAGCAGCAAAACUGCUCUCACUACUCAGGGAGGACACUCCUCACACUAGGGUAGGUAUGGAUUGUGAAUUCAUUGGGAGAGAUGUGAGGGAAUGUAGGGGUUAACAGGACUGAAGAAGAAAAAAUGGAGCAUGCACUUAACCUCCCCUUUUCACAAGGUGAUACCCUUGCUUUUAGUAGAUGUACAGUAGCUGCAGUUGUUCUUCAGUUUGGGAAAGGCCAGAAACCAGAAAGAGCAAGAAAUCAAAUAUGAUCAUCAUUGCUGAAAAUGAUAGCAGAUUUUCAUUGAAGUCCAGCUAAGAAUGCAACCAACAAAAUAAAGUGAAAAAGCUGGGCAUUUGAAGAAGCAUCCUUCUACUUGGUGAAAAUGUCUCUUAUUUUUUGACAACGAUUAAAAGACAAUGGGGUCAAACACUCUUGGAAAGGCUGCAACAUUAGAUGAGCUUUUGAACACUUGUAUUGAAAUGUUUGAUGACAAAGGAAACCCAUGUUCCAGCCAUUUGCCAAGAACCUUUCUUUUAAUGCAUCGGUGGUAUCUGCCCUCAACAGAGCUGGCUGGCAAGCUUCUGUCCACUUAUAGAGAUGCCGGCGGGGAGAACUGCAAUGAAUUCAGAUUGAAAAUCUGCUAUUUCAUGAGAUACUGGAUUUUGGAAUUUCCUGCAGAGUUUAACUUGGAUCUUGGGCUGAUUCGUUUGACUGAAGAGUUUCAAGAAGUAGCCAGCCAGCUUGGAUAUGAGGAUCACAUCCAUCUUAUUGAUAUCUCCAGCAUUCCUUCCUAUGACUGGAUGAGAAGAGUUACACAGAGGAAGAAGAUUUCCAAGAAAGGAAAAGCCUGCCUGCUGUUUGACCAUCUGGAGCCCAUUGAACUAGCUGAACAUCUCACUUUUCUGGAGCAUAAAUCUUUUAGGAGAAUUUCUUUCACAGAUUACCAGAGCUAUGUGAUCCAUGGCUGCUUGGAAAACAAUCCUACUUUGGAGAGAUCUAUUGCUUUAUUUAAUGGUAUCUCUAAAUGGGUCCAGCUCAUGGUUCUCAGCAAACCAACACCCCAGCAAAGAGCAGAAGUAAUCACAAAGUUUAUUAAUGUUGCACAGAAGCUCCUUCACCUCCAGAACUUUAACACACUGAUGGCAGUGGUGGGAGGUCUAAGCCACAGCUCUAUUUCUCGCCUGAAAGAGACUCAUUCUCAUCUGUCCUCGGAAGUCACAAAGGACUGGAACGAAAUGACAGAGCUGGUCUCUUCCAAUGGAAACUACUGCAACUACCGCAAGGCUUUUGCUGACUGUGUUGGCUUCAAAAUUCCUAUUUUAGGAGUCCAUUUGAAAGACUUGAUUGCUGUCCAUGUCAUUUUUCCUGAUUGGAUAGAUGAAAACAAAGUUAACAUAGUGAAAAUGCAGCAGCUUUCCAUCACCUUGAGUGAACUGGUUUCCCUGCAAACUGCUUCUCAUCAUUUAGAGCCUAAUUUGGAUUUAAUUAACCUGCUAACACUGUCCCUGGACCUCUACCACACUGAGGAUGAUAUCUACAAGCUCUCGCUGGUGCUGGAGCCAAGGAACUCCAAAUCUCAGCCUACCUCCCCAACCACCCCCAACAAGCCAGUAGUGCCACUGGAGUGGGCAUCUGGAGUGGUACCUAAACCUGACCCUACAGUCAUCAACAAGCACAUCCGGAAACUGGUGGAUUCUGUCUUUAGGAACUACGAUCACGACCAUGAUGGUUAUAUAUCUCAGGAAGACUUUGAGAGUAUAGCAGCCAACUUCCCCUUCUUGGACUCUUUCUGUGUACUGGACAAAGACCAAGAUGGUCUUAUAAGCAAAGAAGAAAUGAUGGCUUACUUUCUGAGAGCUAAAUCACAGUUUCAGUGUAAAAUGGGACCUGGGUUUAUUCAUAACUUUCAGGAAAUGACCUAUCUUAAACCAACUUUCUGCGAGCACUGUGCAGGAUUUCUCUGGGGUAUAAUCAAACAAGGCUACAAAUGUAAAGAUUGCGGUGCCAACUGUCACAAGCAAUGCAGAGACCUGCUUGUGCUGGCUUGCAGGAAAUUUUCCAGAGGAACUUCAGUAGGCAGCAACCAUGGGUCUCUGCCUAGCAGUCCAUCUCUGCCUCCUGUCCAAGAUGAAGUAUUCGAAUUUCCCAGUGUUGCUGCAGAACACCAGGACCUUGAUGGCAGAGCUAUCACCCUUGUCACUGGCUCUUCACGGAAAAUUUCUGUGCGGCUGCAGCGGGUGACCACCAGCCAAGCAACACAGACAGAACCACUCUGGCAUGAGCCAGGUUGGAAUGAUUCAGGUUCCCACACUUUCCCCAAAAUGAAGUCCAAAUUCCACGGAAAAGCUGGGAAGAACAAAGGCUUUGCAAAGUGGGAGAAUGAAAAGCCCAGCAUGCAGGCUGAUGUAGAGCUAGAAGCCGAGGCCCCACAAGAUUUACAGGAUCACAAUGGAAUAGAAACUCUCCCAGAAACACAAGAAUCUGAGGAUAGCUGAUUGGUCACCCUGAAGCACAGAAGACUAAAGAUGACAACUACAGCAAGUGUUGAUGGACUGUCACAGACCACAUUUGGCCACAAGGAGUGUUCCCAUACCUCAUCCUUUUAAACCCAACCGUUGCCCUGUUUUCUUAGCUGAAAGGUGUUAUAAGGCACUAUUUAUUUUCUCACAAGUAAGCCAUUUCGAUGAACAUUGCACAGCCACAGCAGAACGGAUCUCUGUGCUCAGUGUUUUCUUUUGUAUGACUUCUGUGGAAACUUCCUCUACAUGCCAGUGAGGAAAUAUUCAGCCUUCUUUAAAUGCACUGCAUCAUUUCAGUAUGUCUGCCAGCAACAGCAAUGGUGAGGACAGAAGCCAAGCAUCCAAGUUUGUUCAAUAACGCUCCUUUCCCGAGGCUUGUCAUGAUCAUUUAAGGAAAGAAGUAGGUGUGUGUGUGUUGAUUAAAUCUCAAACAAAAAUCUCUCACAAAAUACUCUAUACUGAAAUUCUUCACGCACCUGGGGUUUUGAAUUUUGGCCAUGUUUACAUUGCUGCAGUGAACAUAUUGGUGUUCAGCACAGAGAUAUCGGUUCCCAGACUGGGGAUCCUUCAAAUAGGCAGCAGCUGGCUGAGACUGAAGGAAUUCCAAGACACUAUGUGUUUUUCUGGUUACACCACAAUGAGGAAGGGUCAUUUCUGCCAGCACUGAUUAUGGUAACAUUAGCAUGCAAUAAACACUUUAGUUUUAA
Molecule: messenger RNA, 11280 nt
Organism: Motacilla alba alba
Lineage: Eukaryota; Metazoa; Chordata; Aves; Passeriformes; Motacillidae
Gene: RASGRP3
Product: RAS guanyl releasing protein 3
Exons: 17
Coding region: 8471-10549 (692 amino acids)
Biological process (GO): positive regulation of GTPase activity; Ras protein signal transduction
Cellular component (GO): plasma membrane
Molecular function (GO): guanyl-nucleotide exchange factor activity; calcium ion binding
Source: RefSeq, a predicted model, not a curated record